GGUGCUUGCUCCGAACUCGACCCCCCCCAAAAAAAAACAGGAGGAAAAUGGCUCCGAGCAGAGACCGCCUGCUGCAUUUCGGCUUCAAGGCGACGAUGUUCUCAAAUAGUGAUGAAGCUGUAAUCAAUAAAAAACUUCCCAAAGAACUCCUAUUACGGAUAUUCUCUUUUCUGGAUGUGGUUACCUUGUGUCGCUGUGCUCAGGUCUCCAGGGCCUGGAACGUUCUGGCUUUGGAUGGCAGUAACUGGCAACGAAUUGACCUGUUUGAUUUCCAGAGGGAUAUUGAGGGCCGAGUUGUGGAGAAUAUUUCCAAAAGAUGUGGGGGCUUUUUACGAAAAUUAAGUCUUCGUGGGUGUCUUGGAGUAGGAGACAAUGCAUUAAGAACCUUUGCACAAAACUGUAGGAAUAUCGAAGUACUGAAUCUCAAUGGAUGUACAAAAACAACAGAUGCUACGUGCACUAGUCUUAGCAAGUUCUGUUCCAAACUCAGACACCUUGACUUGGCUUCCUGUACAUCAAUAACAAAUAUGUCUCUUAAAGCUCUGAGUGAGGGAUGUCCACUGUUGGAGCAAUUGAACAUUUCCUGGUGUGACCAAGUAACCAAGGAUGGUAUCCAAGCGCUAGUGAGAGGCUGUGGGGGUCUCAAGGCCUUAUUCUUAAAAGGCUGCACACAGCUAGAAGAUGAAGCUCUCAAGUACAUAGGUGCACACUGUCCUGAGCUGGUGACUUUGAACUUGCAAACAUGCUUACAAAUCACAGAUGAAGGUCUUAUUACUAUAUGCAGAGGGUGCCAUAAAUUACAGUCUCUUUGUGCCUCCGGCUGCUCCAACAUCACAGAUGCUAUCCUGAAUGCUCUAGGUCAGAACUGCCCACGGCUUAGAAUAUUAGAAGUGGCAAGAUGUUCGCAAUUAACAGAUGUAGGCUUUACCACUCUGGCCAGGAAUUGUCAUGAGCUUGAAAAGAUGGACCUGGAAGAGUGUGUUCAGAUAACAGAUAGCACAUUAAUUCAGCUUUCUAUACACUGUCCUCGACUUCAAGUAUUGAGUUUGUCUCACUGUGAGCUGAUCACAGAUGAUGGAAUUCGUCACCUGGGGAACGGGGCCUGUGCCCAUGACCAGCUGGAAGUGAUUGAACUGGACAACUGCCCACUAAUCACAGAUGCAUCCCUGGAGCACUUGAAGAGUUGUCACAGCCUUGAGCGAAUAGAACUCUAUGACUGCCAGCAAAUCACACGGGCUGGAAUCAAGAGACUCAGGACCCAUUUACCCAAUAUUAAAGUCCACGCCUACUUCGCACCUGUCACUCCACCCCCAUCAGUAGGGGGCAGCAGACAGCGCUUCUGCAGAUGCUGCAUCAUCCUAUGACAGUGGCGGUGGUCAACAAUGUGAACUGAGUAUUUAAUGAAACUGCAGAGUUGCCGUGGAGUCUCCAGUGGAAGCAACCCCAGUAUUCUGGGCAAGGGUUACAAAGUCAGGGCAGCAUCCAGAUUCCCAAAGCCACACAUAUACCCAGCCUCACCCCUUCCCACUCUAGCUCUUCAGGGGACUGAAAUUUGUGCUGCCUUUAUCAAGUGGAUUGGUAAAAACUUACCCAUUCCUGUUGGCAUGCCUCGAAGAAAAUUCAUAGGCAAAGGAGAGGAAGGAGGCAUCCCAGCAAGCCAGUGUUACUCCUUCUGCGGUUUCCUUCUUAUCUCGAAAGGGUUCUUUGGUGAUUUUGGAACAACAACCGCAGUCUUCCAGGGUCAAGGAAAAGCAUAGGAGAAAAAAAAAAAAAAAAACACAAUAAAUGUUGCAUCCAGGGACCAGAAAGAAAAUUUCUUUGCAUCCUCAUGGUAGCCGUCCAUUGUGAGAUGACUGCAGAGCACCUGUGCUUCCUUGUUCCCAUGCCAACAUGCUGAGCAUGCUCACAAAGAAGGCUCUUCCAUUACUCCCGUGUGUUCUUGGAGUAUUUGGCCCAGAGGUUUCCCAAAUGGGUUGCAUUGAAAUCACUGUGGUCCAGAUGUGAUUACUUCCUCACUCAGCUCUUCACUCUCCGUGGCACCUUGUGCACCUGUCUUUUGUUCUCUGUUGCUCCCUCCUGCACUUUGCUCAGUCUGUUAUCUGUUCCUGGUCUGCUUACUCACACUCAGUUGUUACUCCUUCACUGUUGUUGUGUUUACAGUUUGCAUUUGGAUGAUUAGUUGGGGUUAUCAAACAUUUUUAAAAGAGACGUUAUCAAUAAAUAUUUUUUUAAUUCUGAAUUUUACCCACUUAGGAGACCCUGCCUGAAUUUUUGCCAUUGUGAAGGGAAACUAUUAACAAAAGCAAGAAAAUUUAUAAAAAGAUACUGAGUUCAA
Suncus etruscus (white-toothed pygmy shrew) is the source of this 2335-nucleotide messenger RNA. It is a transcript of the gene FBXL20, whose product is annotated as F-box and leucine rich repeat protein 20. Gene Ontology annotation, cellular component: SCF ubiquitin ligase complex. The transcript is spliced from 15 exons. Gene Ontology annotation, biological process: SCF-dependent proteasomal ubiquitin-dependent protein catabolic process. Gene Ontology annotation, molecular function: protein binding. Bases 48 to 1364 code for a protein of 438 amino acids. NCBI's taxonomy places the organism in Eukaryota, Metazoa, Chordata, Mammalia, Eulipotyphla, Soricidae. The record is from RefSeq and is a predicted model, not a curated record.